AUGACUUUGCUAAACGAAUAUGAAGACUUUGGAGCGAAUGAAGCAUGUCAACAGUCUCCCACUACGCCUACACUGGCUCCCAAUCCGUUAGAAUACGCCACGCAGUCGGCUUCAACUCACAAUCCUAGAGGAACAACUGCAAUAAACAGCAGCGUACGUCGGUCAAUUGUUCCUGCUGCGACAACACCUGCCAGUGAUGAUUAUGACGAUGAACCUCUUAAUACGGCAUUUCCACUUCUCAUAGCAGAUGAUGAUGUUCAUCAGAAAUCCCCUCCGGAACCUAUACGAUUUGAUGAGGGACCUGAAAAAUCUAAUCCUCAUCAGGCUACCAUUGAUGACAUCGCCAUGAGGCGAUUCAACAACGCAGCAGGAGCUACAUUUCUUCAUUCGGCCGCUCCAGAAGUUCGACGUAAAUUCGAAAGAGUUUGGAACGAUGAUGAUAUUCCUAGUGAAUCACUCAGAAACCUCAAGAUACAUACAUUGGCUGUAUCACUACUUACUGCUAAGCAGUUGGAGGAGUACAAUCGCUGGGCAACAAAACGACGUUACGUGCUGAAAGCUAGGGAACGUGAACUCAGUCAUUUGAGUGCUGCUGCAAAACGAGCACUACGACGAAUCAGCAAUCGAUGUACGAGUUGA
This is a messenger RNA of Haemonchus placei, 639 nucleotides long. NCBI's taxonomy places the organism in Eukaryota, Metazoa, Nematoda, Chromadorea, Rhabditida, Trichostrongylidae. The record is from the annotation of a GenBank genome assembly.